GUUUAUGAUCCUCCUGCCCUUUACCGUCGAAAUGGAGCUCGGUGGAAAUUAGCAGGCGCGUACCUCUUCGACUCCUCGCCCUCACCUUUGGAGAAUGAUCCACCGGCAGGUUAUUUUAUCCCAGGUUUUGGUCUUCUUUGGGUUGACUGGUCAUUAUGCUGAUGCAGCUCUGUAGUUUCAAGAACUUGUACCAGAAUCGGUUCCUGGGCCUGGCGGCCAUGGCUUCCCCGACCCGCAGCAGCCAGACCCGCCAGCGCUGCAAGGAUGCGGUUCGUCACAGCUACGGGCCAGAGACCUACGCUGUCAAUGGUCUGAACCAGGAGGCCUUCAUGCUGGGUCUGCCGCGGUCCACCAGUGACACUGAUCUGGUCUCCCCGGACGCCCGUUCCACCCUCACCAUCAGCUCCUCCCACUACACCAUAGGCCAGUCUGAAGACCUGGUGAUCACAUGGGACAUCAAGGAGGAAGUGGAUGCUGGAGACUGGAUCGGAAUGUAUCAUGUUGAUGAGGCUUUGUCUGAGAACUUUCUGGACUAUAAGAACCGAGGCAUCAACGGCUCUCACAAGGGACAGAUAGUUUGGAAAAUUGACUCCAGCUCCCACUUCAGUGACUCUGAGACCCAGGUCUGCUUCAGAUACUACCACGGUGUUACCGGAGCACUGAGGGCUACCACACCCACCGUAACCAUCAAGAAGGGCCCUGCACCUGUAUUAAAGCCAGUGGUUAGUCCUGAAGUCAACCAUGGACUGGGCAACCGGAGACUCAUUAACUUUUCAUUGUCAGACCUCCAGGCAGUUGGUUUGAAGAAGGGGAUGUUCUUCAAUCCUGACCCCUACCUGAAGCUCUCCAUCCAGCCUGGAAAGCACAGCAUCUUCCCCUCGCUGCCACACCACGGCCAGGAGAAACGCUCUGGAGUGGUCUGCAACACAGUCAACCCACAGUGGAACGCGGAGAGGUUUAACUUCGUGUCUCUGCCCACUGAUGUCCUGGAGAUCGAGGUGAAGGAUAAGUUUGCCAAGAGUCGGCCAAUCAUCAAGCGCUUCCUGGGGAAACUCUCUGUCCCUGUCCAGAGGCUCCUGGAAAAACAUGCCAUUGGGGAUCGGGUGGUGAGUUAUUCUCUGGGUCGCAGGCUGCCAACAGAUCAUGUCUGUGGCCAGCUGCAGUUCCGCUUUGAGCUGACCUCCUCUAUUCACCCAGAUGAUGAGGAGGUCUCCCUGGUCAUAGAGCCAGCCUGUCCUGAGGGGGAACAUGCAGCAGAUGUCAACCAUGCUGCUGAUGCACCUGAUGACGACACGUUAAGUGUGGGACCUGACAUGCCUGACCUCCCCUUGGAUGCCCCUCCCGACCCUGAGACCUCCACGCCUCCAGUCUCCACAGCUGAGGUCUCUGCACCCGAGGAGGUCCUACCUGCUGCUGAGAAGGAAGAGGUCGAGGUGUCAUCAGGGGUGGAGCUUGGAAAUGUGGAGGAGGAGAGCACAGUGAGGGAGGAGCCCCUGUCUGCUGAGCCCCAGGUGGAGCAGGAGGAAGGAGCAUCAGCUCAACAGCAGGAGGAGAGCAGUCAAGUGGGGGAAAAGGAGGGAGGAAAGGAGGAAAGACAGCAGGAGGAAAGAGAGGAGGAGCAGACAGAAGGGUCUGCGCCACAGGCUGAGGAGGUAACAGAAGAAGAAAAGGAGGUGGGUGGGGGGACGCAGCCAAAGCCAGACUCUGACAGUACUGUAGCAGUAACAGCAAAUGAUGGUGCCACUGCUGCGGAGGCUCCCACAGAGGAAAACAGCACAUCCCAGGAGGCUCCUGCAGAACCAGCUGAAGGUUCCCCACAGGAGGCGACAGAGGGAGGAGAGAGAAGCCGCGCCCCGUGCGCUUGCCAGUCCGUCUUUUCAAACUACAACUCCCAUGCUCCCUCGCGCCGUAAAAACCGCCCCUGCUCCCUUCCGGUGUCAGAGCUGGAGACGGUGAUCGCCUCAGCCUGCGGCGAGCCGGAGACGCCACGAUCCCACUACAUCCGAAUUCACCACCUCCUUCACAGUCUCCCCUCGGCCCAACACAGACCACCCAGCCAAGAGGAGGAGGAGGCUGGAGACGGAGAGAAUACAAAUAACACUGAAGACACGACCUCCACAUCGCCAACACUCAAAACCUCUAAAGACAGAGAGGACGAGGGGCAGGAGGACGAGGAAGAGGAGGAUACGACCCAGUCUCCCUCUCAGGUCUUGGAGUGUCCUGGUCCCUGCUGCCGUCGGUCUCUACCCCGCAGCCUCUCCAUUGAACGCCUUUGUGAGCUGAACCAGCUCCUGGAAGGUGAAGGAGGAGGACACGCAGCUGUUAGGAGGGUCUCGCCCUCCUGCUUGGAGAGCGAAGACUCCAGUAACGGAGGAGGAAGAAGAGUCGGCGGGAGCACCCACAGACCUCCAGGUGAAAACGAAUGUGAGUUUUGCGACACUUCCUGCUACAGCACCUCCUGCUACAGCACCUCCUGUUACAGCACGUCAUGCUACAGCAACUCGGGCUACGAGGGCAGGAGCCGCUUCUGCAGCCACACCCGCCUCUCCUCAGUGGACAGCAACAGACUCUCCGGCAGCACCGUCUUCUCCUCCCAGGAUGAAGACGAAGAUGAGGAGAGCGCCUUCGAGUCGGUACCUGACGCCGGCAACACGCCGGAGGGCCAGGAGGUGGGCGGGGCAGGAGGAGAGAGGAGGACGGGGAGGUGGAAAGAGGCCAGGAGGGGAGAGCAGGGGGAGCCAGCCGUGGCCGGGCCCAGCGAUAGAAACAGCAUCGGCUCAGACUUCUCCCCUCCUGUUGGCCAACUUCCAGUCCUGCGACCCAGCCAUGACCUAAACCAUUUUCCUGCUGCCACUGACCAAGCCUUACCUCCAAACUGGGAAGCUCGCAUCGACAGCCACGGCAGAGUUUUCUACGUGGACCACGUCAACCGGACAACAACCUGGCAGAGGCCGAGCCACGGCGGCAAGUGCAACCACGGCAUCCCCCGCUCAGGAUCCACCCAGCAGAUGGAGCAGCUCAACAGGAGGUACCAGAACAUCCAGAGGACCAUGGCCACAGAGGAGGAAGGAGGCAGUCAGAGGUUGGAGCGGAGCGGCAGUACAGAGAAUGAUUCUGAUUCUGUUCAGACAGGCCCCUCCUCCCCUGUCAAUCACCAGAAGAUCAGCCAUCUCCUCCAAUCACCUGCUGUCAAGUUUAUCACACACCCAGAAUUCUUCACUAUGUUGCACAGUAACUAUGCAGCCUACCGGAUGUUCACCAGCAGCAGCUGCGUGAAACACAUGAUCCUGAAGGUGCGCCGCGAUGCCAGGAACUUCGAACGCUACCAACACAACCGGGACCUGGUGGUUUUCCUCAACAAGUUCGCAGACACCCAGCUGGAGCUACCGAGGGGCUGGGAGAUCAAGACCGACCCCCAGGGCAAGUCGUUCUUUGUGGACCACAACAGCCGAGCGACGACCUUCAUCGACCCUCGCAUCCCACUGCAGAACGGCCGGCUGCCUGGCCACCUGGCCCACAGACAACACCUACAGAGACUACGCAGCUACAGCGCAGGGGAGGCCUCUGAUGUGUCGAGGAGUCGCGGGGCUUCUCUGAUGGCCAGGCCCGGAAACAGUCUGGUAGCCGCCAUCCGGAGCCAGCAUCACGCUGACUCACAGCAGCUGACCGCUCCAUCUUACAAUGACAAGAUAGUGGCGUUCCUUCGUCAGCCGAACAUAUUUGACAUGUUGCAGGAGCGACAGCCGAGCCUGAGCAGAAACCACGCACUGAGGGAGAAGAUCCACUACAUCCGGACAGAAGGUACCCAGGGAGUGGAGAAGCUGUCAUGUGAUGCAGACCUGGUCAUCCUGUUGAGUUUAUUUGAGGAGGAAAUCAUGUCCUAUGUUCCGCCUCAUCCCAUCCACCCCGGCUUCAGCUUCUCUCCUCGCUGCUCGCCCGCCUCCUCACCACAGAACUCUCCUGGCUUGCAGAGAGCCAGGGCUCCAGCUCCUUACCGCAGAGACUUUGAAGCCAAGCUCAGAAACUUCUACAGGAAAUUAGAGGCCAAGGGCUAUGGCCAAGGACCAGGCAAGAUCAAGUUGCUGAUAAGGAGAGAACACCUGCUGGAAGGAACCUUUAACCAGGUGAUGGCGUACUCCCGCAAAGAGCUGCAAAGGAACAAACUCUACGUCACCUUCCUGGGGGAGGAGGGAUUAGAUUACAGCGGCCCGUCCAGAGAGUUCUUCUUCCUCUUGUCUCAGGAGCUGUUUAAUCCGUACUAUGGUCUGUUUGAAUACUCAGCCAAUGACACUUACACCGUUCAGAUCAGCCCCAUGUCAGCAUUUGUAGAGAACCAUCUGGAAUGGUUCCGUUUCAGCGGUCGUAUCCUGGGCCUGGCUUUGAUUCACCAGUACCUGCUGGAUGCUUUCUUCACCAGACCCUUCUACAAGGCCCUGCUCAGACUACCGACAGACCUGUCUGACCUGGAGUAUCUGGACGAGGAGUUCCACCAGUCUCUGCAGUGGAUGAAAGACAACGACAUCACAGACAUCCUGGACCUCACCUUCACCGUCAAUGAGGAAGUGUUUGGCCAGGUGACGGAGCGGGAGUUGAAGUCAGGUGGUUCCAACCUGCAGGUGACUGAGAAGAACAAGAAGGAUUACAUAGAGCGAAUGGCCAAGUGGAGGGUGGAGAGAGGAGUGGUACAGCAGACUGAGGCACUGGUCAGAGGCUUCUACGAGGUGGUAGACUCCAGGCUGGUGUCUGUGUUCGAUGCACGGGAGCUGGAGCUGGUUAUUGCCGGGACAGUUGAGAUCGACCUCGGUGAUUGGAGGAGCAACACAGAGUACAGAGGAGGUUACCAUGACGGUCACAUCGUGAUGCGGUGGUUCUGGGCCGCCGUCGAGCGGUUCAACAAUGAGCAGCGGCUCCGCCUGCUGCAGUUUGUCACAGGGACAUCCAGCGUGCCCUACGAAGGCUUCGCCGCCCUGCGGGGAUCCAACGGCCUCCGACGCUUCUGCAUCGAGAAGUGGGGCAAAGUCACAUCGCUACCCAGGGCUCAUACCUGUUUCAACCGCCUGGACCUGCCUCCAUACCCUUCAUACACCAUGCUGUAUGAGAAACUGCUGAUCGCAGUGGAGGAAACCAGCACGUUUGGUCUGGAGUGAGACAGAAAAGAGCGACAAAUCGACGCUGCAUCCCUCUUCAUGGAACGCUGGCUGGGCCAAACUGUGGAGAAAAAAACAGCUCCUAUGGACUUAUUAUGUCCUAAAGAUAUAUGGAUUGUACUCAACAAAGCUUUGGGACGUAUGGAUAUAUGUACGUCACUGUUACGGUACUAUGUGGUGAAGUCUUUCACUUCGUUACGUGAUCGAUCUUUAUGAGAGCACCCUGCACUUAGGACACCACAGCAGGACUACAGUUAUUUUUAUAUUAAUAAUUAAGACUGGAGAAUAUGAAACACUACACUGGCUUUUUUUUUUUAAAAAGGAAAUGAUAUAUAUGGUAAACGUAUACCCAAAGAAAGGGUAUGUAAAAUGGAAUCAAGAUCAUUUAUAGUUUGCAUGUACCAAAAUGCAUCAUCCAUCCAGUGAUAAAAAAUAUUUACAGUGAUAACAAAUGCUAACAAAUACUAACAGCAACAAGUAAAGAGAAAUGUACAGAAAGUAAGAAAAAACAACUGAAAACAAGACCUUUACGUAAAAUCUAAAACAUAACUAUGACAGCUAAAUACUUGAGAACUUGAUGGAUUUUAUCUUUAAAUUUAUCCUCACACCUGAGUCGAAAAUUUGAAUUGACAGAAAAGAUUUAAGUAAUAAAGUAAAGACGGAAAAAUAAAAGAAAUACAGACAAGACAAGCAUUAAUAGGAACCUGUUCAACACAUCAAAUUAUAAUUGGGAAAGUUGCAGCUUGUAACACAUCUGAACGUUGACUUAUGAAUUCGUAAAUCUUUUCUGUGAAUUUGUAAAUCUUUUCUGUGAAUUCGAACUUGAAUGCUAAUGAACUGUGCAAAGUCCUGCACACAAACUCUCAGGUGGUUUGCUGCUCUUAUACAUUCAGAUAAAAGUAAAUUAUUUAUCAUUUCAGAUAAUCUAUAAAUGUGGCUUUAAAGAAGUGGUUCAAAGUAUGAUGCAGAGGUCUAGGAACCCUAAUGCAAAAGGAACAAUCAUGUCUAGUUUUUAAUCAGGAGAGUUUAGGAUUAUUAUGUAUUUUGUCUGGACCUUGGCGAGUCAAUAGGAUCCUGCCUUUAGAUCUCAGACUGGGAUCAAAAGAAACACUGAGUCAGAUACCAGCCAUUCCAAGGCCUUAGGGGUGAUCAGUAGAACCUUACAAUCAAAUCUAAAAUUUGAACCAGUAUAAAGAUUCUUAAAUUGCAUAGCUCUUGUCUGUUUGCUCUAAUGAGAGCAGUAGUCGCAGCACAUGCGCGAUGGGAGAGGGAAUUUGGACAACAGAUGAAAGUAUCCAGAGCUGCGGAGGUCUAAGGACGAAGACAUAAGCAUUGGUAGACAGAUGCAGAUCAGAUAAAUGUCUGCAGAUGACACAGUGAAUCCAGGAGGAAGCUUGUUAGUUAAUGCGAAAACAGAACCCAGGAUUUGGAUAAGAUGACCAAAAUGAUCUACUAGGAAGACCUGGACCUCUGAGGCUAUGCUCUCAGUUAAGUAUAGCAAUUCAAUGUUAGUAAUCUGAAAGCCAGUGCUGUUCUUCAGCGAGCUCCUCAGUAAUGUGCAGAGACACUUGAGGAAGUGCUGAGAGUCUUUCAGGAAAUUGAGAAUGUGCUUAGAAAUAGGAGUGAUCUGGCACACUGAACCUGGGGAAAGAGUAAUAUAGGAAUACUUCAUAAACAGUUGUCCUUUAGUUUGGAUAAAGUAUACUGACAGCAAAUCCAGGUAAAGGGUGUAGUACACCCUCUUAAACUGGGGAGUCUAAUGGGUGAAACUACUACAAUACAUUGUCUGAUUCUGAUACUCAUGAAGUAUUGGUAUCGUCCAGGAAGGCCUCGUGCAGCUUCCUGUUCCCUGUGUCCUUGUGGUUUGGUCCAAAGUAGCUGGGCACAGACAUUUUCAUGCUCUCCUUUGGAUGGACGGCAAUGUUUCUUGUUCAGUGAGGCUUUCAAACACAGAGACAACGAUGUCAUGUCUCCUCUAACAAAGUAGCCAUCAAUUCCAACGCAAGGGCUUCUGGGAUUCCUUCUGUGGAGACUGAGUGUGAUCUCGCAAACAGGUACUUCAUGAAUCCUUGAUGACCAAGAAUUCACAUGUGGACACUCCGGCUGGAUAAAAGGGACUUUCUAUGAAUCUUGUCAGCCAGAAUGGUGCUUCACCUGUCAGCAUCUCUGGCCCUGCUGUUUGAAUGGGAGCUCUUUGUACUCUUAUUCAAGUCUUCCACUUCCAACUUCUCUCUGUCUGUGUACCAUCACCAUGGUGUUGCUCUGUGCACGGAGCAGGUACUCCAGUAUCUGAACCUUUACUGUCUCAAACAACGUGACUGGUUCAAAGCAGCAUGUGGGUCUUCAAGGGCUUCGUCGGAUCGGCCUCCUUGUCACGAUCCAGCCCACCCCUGGUGUAAACUUACAAUGUGGACAGGGGCCCUUGGACGAACCAGUGUAAUAUAUGCAAUAGUCAAGACCUUAACUUAAAUCUGUUCACAGUCUGCCGUGUUCUUUCAGACAGUGACUGACUGCAGUGUUCCCUCAGCAUUCCCAGCCCUUUGUCUACAUCUCAAGUCCAGUAAUGAAACUGUGCCUCAGUUACUUACUGCCUCAUACGUGGCCUGUGGUUUUGUGGGGCUUUGCGAUUCGCACUUGAGCCUCAUAUAAGAAAAGUCCUGACUUCAGAUAUAUGCAUUUUUAAACAGUUUGCAUGUUCUCCUAGUGUUGGCGUACGUUCCCUGUCACGUUCCAAACACAAGUCAGGCUUAAUGGAAACUCUGAUACCCAAUUUACACUGAGCCACUUCAUGCGUCUUCACAGGCAGAAAGCUCUCUAAUAUCUGAAAAGCCAAGUAUAAAUGCAACCAGAAGCAUUGAAGUCUGACACAGUUUAGCCAGAUAUUGAAAAAGUAUAAAAGCUUUCAUCUUUCAAAGCCACAUACAUUAUCUGUACUUCUCCCAAGUGUACCUACGCAGUUAGUCAUCGCAGCCAUUGAUUGAACUGUAAGAUUAAAAGGAAACUCCUUUGAUUUUACACAUCAAAGCAUGUUUCCAGGUGUUGGUGGUACUACUGCAUAUGUGAAUAAAGUUGUACAAAGCCUUUUGUAUCUCCAGAGGGAGCUGUAUGAAGUCUGCUAAACGUCCUCAAGUGAUGUCACUCGAGUCAACGGGUCUGAGGACUAAAGGUCAGAAAUGAAAAACAUCUGGGAGUGUGAAGUUAGAAAGAUGAGAGCUUUCCAGACUUCUGUAGCCCACUCCCCAUGUCUGCUUGAGGCUACAUAAGCAUCUAUUAGCAUAACAGACAGUUGCAAGGAAGAAGGAAAGGACAAGGACGAAGACUGUGGGGAAUAAAAAAGACGAUAUCUCUGGUUCUGCAUAUUUGUUGUCCAUUCACGCGAGUUGUCCACCUGUUUUGUGUUAGUUGGUUGAGAGUUUCAAACUAGCUAGCUAAGCCGUUUUUAGCUUAAUUUAUUCUCCUGGAGCCGGUUGCAACAGCUGUACAUAGGUUCAAACUUAGCCUAGUUUUAACAUGUUCACAAAGUGGUUUUUUUUUAUUAAAUGGGUUUCACCACACAAACUAGUUCUUACAUAGAGAUUAGUUGUCACGAAAUGCAUACAUCCACUAACUGCCAGGUGCAACUGCUGUGUAGUUAGCUUAAACAAAUAAUUAAAUGAAUAUCUGAGCCAUUUAGUUCGAUCAGUUGACAUACUCGACAUGUUUUAUAAUGUAAUACUUUAAGAUUUUAAAUUACAUUUCACAAAAACAACACAAUAUACCUCAAAUUUUACUAUAAUAUUUAACUAAAUUAGCAAAUAACAUCAAUUAGAUUGGCACACUUGGAUAUUUUCCACUCAUUCUAUAUUGUAUGAAAACUAUGCUCCCUGAAACACUGAUUUCUCAAAAUAUACAGAAAGAUUUAUGUUUUGUAUCCCUAAAACUGUAAUUUUUGGAAGUUAUGCUAGCUUGCAUUGCUACGGCAACUUCCUGUUCACAUAGUUGAGGGCUCUUGAUUGGACAGCCCUACAGAUGUAUCCUAGCAACAGGUUUACACAUUACUAAAGUCUGUACUAUCUAAAACAUUUGUUGUAAUGGUGAAACCCGAUUUAGUAAAUCACCCCUGACCCCGCAACCUUUGACAGGACUAAGCGACUGUAAAGAACGGACAAAGACCUCUGAAGUGCUUCACACACAUAUUGACAUUUGUCAAUUUGGACAAUUUGGCAAAAGCUGAUUUUUUUAUUAAGCAUCAGCAGCCUGUUUGAUUUCAUUCUUCUUUGUUCCCCACAUGAUAUGAUACUAUUUCACAACAGGUGAACAGGUUAAAAAAAAUGUUUUUUUAAAUAUAAUUUUUAUUUAAACCGCCCAAAAGAUGUUAUAUCACCUGAGUCCUGCUUUAUUUAUUCGCCAGCUACAAAAAUGAUCAAAAUGGGGUAAUGAGACACUGCAAAAGCAACAUAAAUACAGGAUUUUCGUGUUUAAUUGUUGCAGGAGAAUAGACCACAAGAAAUGUGAAGAUUGGACAAAGCAAAUUUAAGAAUGACUUUGUUUGGAAUCACUGUACUGGCAGUCAGACCAUUAGUACAGCAGUCAUCCUUGGCAGUGGUGAGGCCUUAUCCAUGCAUCUCUACAACCAAGAGGACAAGGCUGUGAUUAUGUUGUAUUCCCUGUCUUUUUUUUUCUACAAUCUUUUGUACUGUUAUUUAUACUGUAUUGUAAUUAUGAGUAAAGGGAAGCACUGAAGCUUUCCUUGAAUGUUUUAUUCAUUUGCCGUUUUUUGAUGAUGUGAAAAGAAGCAUCAGUCGAGGAGUUUGCCUUCACUUUUGAAGCCUUUGUGACAAAUUAAAAAUACGUGUCUUUUCUAUUACCUGUUAAGCUAGCUGGUUAUCUGUUGCUCAGUGCAGGAAAUGUGCUGCCGUGGCGUCUUUUUAUUUCCCCUGUCAGUGUCAUUAUUUAGGUUCUGUCAGUGUUUUCAGGAGUUUUUCCCUCCAUGUCAGAGAUGUCUCACUGUGUCAUAAAUUUCAGAGCCGCGCGUAUUCAGCGAGUAAUGUGUGCUUCGAGCAGGUUUUUACAGCAAAUCACAUGCAUAAAAAUGUGAUAUUUUUUGUAUGUAAUUUGUUGAAAUUGUAAAGAUGUUGUACAGAAGUCUUGCUUUUAUUGGGCUGAAAUGUUGAAUACAUACAUUGUAGAUCUUGAAGACUGAUAUUUAUUCUGGAAAAAAGAACGGUUAAGAACACUCUCAUAACACUGAUAUGUAAGUGCACUGAUUGAAGCUGUUAUAGAAAUGUUUAAAUAAGCCUUUGGAGCAGUAAAAAACUAAUGGGAUGUGUACAGAAAGAUGAGGUGGUGGCAAAUUGUAGCGGCAGUUUGGUUUUUUGUGUCCUUUCAAGCUUUUGAUUUGUGCAAUUUUUAUUUAAAAAAAAGGGAAUUUUACAAAGGGAAUAUGUGAAUGACUGGAUGAAUGAUGGCAACUUUGCUGGGAGGUGACACUGAAGCAUGCAGAUUUUUUUGGUUUCCUUUCUAGUUUUGUGUGUGUGUGUGUGUGUUAUACACAUUUGUACAUAAUGUUGAAAAGUACAGCUCUUUUUUUGUUUGAGAACAGGUUGCUAAAUACUCAGGCUGUGCUAACACUCCAUCUUACCAUACAACGGUUUAUGAA
Molecule: messenger RNA, 10785 nt
Organism: Toxotes jaculatrix (banded archerfish)
Lineage: Eukaryota; Metazoa; Chordata; Actinopteri; Toxotidae
Product: E3 ubiquitin-protein ligase HECW1
Exons: 31
Coding region: 156-5147 (1663 amino acids)
Biological process (GO): regulation of dendrite morphogenesis
Molecular function (GO): ubiquitin-protein transferase activity; protein binding
Source: RefSeq, a predicted model, not a curated record